Molecule: messenger RNA, 2769 nt
Organism: Talaromyces atroroseus
Lineage: Eukaryota; Fungi; Ascomycota; Eurotiomycetes; Eurotiales; Trichocomaceae
Exons: 4
Coding region: 1-2769 (922 amino acids)
Biological process (GO): trehalose biosynthetic process
Cellular component (GO): alpha,alpha-trehalose-phosphate synthase complex (UDP-forming); cytosol
Molecular function (GO): catalytic activity
Source: RefSeq, a predicted model, not a curated record
AUGACUAUCUUUAUUGCUUCGCUCUUUUUACCCUACACCGUCAACUUCCAUCUGGACGGGCUGUCCACCAAAUCUCCCCAUGGCAGCCCCAAGUGGAAGCCACUGAAGGGAAGCCAUCCCCGCAGCGAUGCCACGGCCGCUGCAAGCCUCUUCCCCAAACGCGAAGAUGAGUCCGAAUCCGCAAAGAAAGGACAUGAGCAUAUUUUCUCCAAAUCAACAGAACUCGAACCACUGGCUGAGUAUCCGUUUCCCGCCUCCGAAAAUACACAGUUAAAUGGCUUUUCGCAAAGUGAAGCUCACUCCCCGGCUUGGGGCUCCACGCACACCUUCAAUCAGCCGAGACCGAGAAAUGUCACGCUUCCGUCGCCGUCGAUCUUGAAGCACCAGGAGCCUAUCGCUACUGCAGUCCCUGAGAAGCCAGCUAUGGGGGUCAACAGCCAGAAAGCGCAGGAGCAUGUCAUCCGCUCGGCAUCUCACAGCCUUCAUUCCUUCUCUGACGCAACCUGGACUGUUGAACCUGCAGAACGAGGAAACCCCGGCCUGCGAAACGCAGUUCGCUCGGCGUCGGAUGCAUCAGCUGUGGAAGAAACGGUAUGGGUGGGGACAUUAGGCAUGCCAACGGAUGCGUUGGACUCUUACGUCAAAUCAGAAAUUGCCGAGAGCUUGGAAGAUGAAUACCAGUCGCUAGUUGUGUAUAUCAGCGACGGCGAUUUUGAUGGGCAUUAUUCUCACUUUUGCAAAACUAUCCUGUGGCCCGUAUUUCAUUACCAGAUUCCGGACAACCCCAAGAGCAAAGCAUAUGAAGAUCAUUCGUGGAUAUACUACGUCAAGCUCAACGAGGCUUUCGCACAACGCAUUGCCAAGAAUUGGCGUCGUGGCGACGCUAUUUGGGUACACGACUACCAUCUUCUGCUGGUCCCUGCAAUGCUGCGCAAGCUGUUGCCAGAUGCGCAAAUUGGGUUUUUCCUGCAUGUGGCUUUUCCCUCGUCAGAGGUUUUCCGUUGUCUAGCGCCACGGAAAGAGCUUCUUGUGGGUGUCUUGGGUGCAGACCUUAUCGGAUUUCAGACUGAUGAGUACUGUCGUCAUUUCCUACAAACCUGCAGCCGUAUCUUAUGCGUCGAGGCCCGCAAUGACGGCGUGCAAUUGGAGGAUCGGUUUGUGAAUGUCGGCAAGUUUCCAAUUGGCAUUGACCCGACGUCCUGGGACGAUAGACGCCGCAGCUCUGAUGUGGAUCAAUGGAUCAAGGUCAUUUCGGAGAAAUACCAAGGCAAACGGUUGAUUGUGUCGAGAGAUAAACUCGAUACGAUUCGGGGAGUGCGCCAGAAGCUGUUGAGUUAUGAGCUUUUUCUGAACACGUACCCCGAGUUUCGCGAUCAAGUUGUUUUAAUUCAAGUCGCAUCAUCCGCCAACGAACCGUCUGAGUUGGAAACCACAGUUUCUGAUAUCGCGAUGAGAAUCAACUCAACACAUUCAACACUAGCUCACCAGCCUCUGGUAUUUCUAAAGCAAGAUCUCAGCUUCGCACAGUAUCUAGCCCUGAUAACCGUAGCCGAUGCGCUAAUGGUAACAAGUCUCCGCGAGGGCAUGAACCUUACAAGUCACGAGUUUGUCUACUGCCAGGAUGGGCAAUAUGGCCCCAAAGCUUAUGGAUCCCUGAUUCUGAGCGAGUUCACUGGAAGUGCGUCAAUCUUCGAUGGCCAUGCCCUACUCGUUAACCCCUGGGACUACCGCCAAUGUGCAGAAGCCAUCCAUACUGCACUAACCCUCAGCGACUCCGAGAGGGGGACCAUGUGGCGCAAACUGUAUGAUGCAGUGCUACAGAACUCUACUACCAACUGGGUCAAGUCGUUCCGGGAUGCGUUGUCCAAGGUGUAUGAUGAACACUCUUCGCGAGAAACCACGUCUGUCUCACGCCUUUCGAUCUCGUGGCUGGAGGAGGAGUACCGCAAGUCCGAGCGCCGGCUUCUCAUCCUCGAUUAUGAGGGCACUCUAGCAUCUUGGGGUUCGCCGAGCAGCAUUAUCCUGACGACGCCACAGCGUGCACUGGUCACUCUGAGAGACCUGCUCGAAGACCCCAAGAACAUCGUCUAUGUGACCAGCUCCCGACGACCUGAAGAGAUGGAACGCCUGUUUCGACAGGUCUCGGGGCUCGGUCUGAUAGCUGAGAAUGGAUGCUUCAUCCGAGAACCGUCGAAGGAUAGCUGGAUCAAACUCAACGAAGAGAACCACACCAAAGAAUGGAAGGCAGGCACAAAGGGGAUCCUCAAUUAUUUCCGCGAAAGAACAGAAGGCAGCUGGAUAGAGGAACUGCAUUGUUCGCUCGUGUUUCAUUACGGAGAUGCAGAGGACAAGGUUGUCGCGGCUCGCCAAGCGUCAGAGUGCGCAGGACAGAUCAAUGACGCCUGUGCGAACCAGGGCGUGCAUGUGAUUCCGGUCGAGGGGGCGCUGAUUAUACAGUCAUUGGAGUCGAAUAAGGCGAAUGCAGCAGAGCUUAUAUGGCGGUAUUGCAUUGAGCGCGGCAAAGUGGGGGGGUACACGGGCCGACCUGAUUUUUUGCUGGUGAUUGGGGACAGUCGAGAGGAUGAGGUGGUGUUCCGCUGGGCAAACAAGCUGGCGGAAUCCAAGGCUGUCAAGAGCUGCAUGACGGUGACAUUGGGCACGAGAAGUACGGAGGCUAAGUCGACGUUGACUCAGGGAGUUACAGGCGUCCUUUCCUGCCUUCAGCGACUUGCCGCGUCCACUCAGACGGAAACACUCUCUCACAAUUAA